UGCUGUCCUCUCCUCUGUCACUCCAACCCUGAGUACUACUUGGGCAUCCUAACUGCUCACACCUAUAGGCAGCAAUGCAUGCCAGCCGGGCUCCUGCCACCAGCCUCACCGCCGAAACCAAUGUCCCGGCCGGACUGCGCCUGGGUCCCAUCCUGGGCAACUUCAAACUGGGGAAGUACCUGUCAGAUCGCAGGGAGCCUGGACUCAAGAAAAAGGUGAGGUUCCUGAGAGGAGAAUUGGUGGAUGAAGCAGGGGGGCCAGCCUCGGAGUGGAUAGGGUUAAUUCGGGCGGCCAGGAAUAGCCAAGAACAAAACUUGGAAGCCAUCUCUGAUGUGCCAGGAGGACAGAUUUUCUACAGAACAAUGAGGGAGAUCCAGGCAGGAGAGGAACUGACAGCUUGGUACUCCAACUCCCUGGCUCAGUGCUUUGAUAUCUCCACUACAGCUACCCCAACACACGACGAGAAAGGAGAAGAAAGAUAUAUUUGCUGGUAUUGCUGGAGGACAUUUAAGUUUCCAAACACAUUAAAGGCUCACAUCCAUUUCCACUGUGCGCUGAAUAACGGCAGAGGGUUUCUCGGGAACGAGCAUGUCAGAAGGUCAGAGAUUUUCAGCGUUUCUCCUAAAACGGCUGAUGGAGUCCCCAAUCCCACCCCACCGCUCAGAGGGAGCAACGGCAGAGACGCCAUUAAGAGGGAAUCCUCCUUAUCCCCAGCUUUAAGCAAGCUUGGGGUCAUCAAGAAGGCACUUGGCAAAGAGGAGCAGGACCGAGCCCUAGACAUGAGCGUGAGCUCUGCCAGGAGCCAUGGACAGUUUCUAGGAGUGGUGGCAAACCCAUGUGGUACCAACGGGGUCACGUUUUAUCCGGGCUUAAGGUCGGCUUUCAAACCAGCUGGACUAUCCAAAUUAGCUCAUGUUGACUCUACUAGAGAAGACACCAAAUCUGGCAACGUGGGCUUCAGUAAACUUUUAGGUGGCAUCAAGCCUGGCCGAACAAGUGAAGGUCUAGUGAGCAAUCACCACUCCAAGUACCUCCACCCAGGUGAUGGCUCCUCAACUGUCUUAUCUUGUAGCACUGGCCUGAGGGGCUUCCCUAUCCUGUCCCACCUGGAGGAAAGCUCAGCCUUCAAACACGUUGAGAGAGGCAUUCAUAACAGCCUGUCACCCAACAGUCGCUACAACCAGAUGGGCCAGCCAGGAUUACACUUCUCAGAACGUUUCUCCAUGCCACAGUUUGAGGGCAUCAAGUCCUACUCGGCGGAAUGUAACAUCCCGGUCAUGCCUUUCACAGUGUACAAUGGGGAACUUCUCUACAGCACACCCUAUUACCCUUUUAAAUUUCAUUUCAGCAACCUGAUCAAGUACCCCGAGUCUUAUUUCAAUGCUGGGCCUGCCAUGAACCCAGAACUUGGUUCUCUGACCACCAGCAUAGAUCGCGAGAUAGCCAUGCACAAUCACCAGCUCUCUGAAAUUGCAGCAGAGAAAAGCAGAGCUGGGCGACUGGAAAGCCUAGCUGGGGCAACAACCCCUGGGACUGGCAAGCCCAAGAAGGGCCACCUAUGUCUGUACUGUGGCAAACUGUACUCUCGUAAAUAUGGCCUAAAGAUCCAUAUGAGGACUCACACUGGCUACAAACCCCUCAAAUGCAAGGUGUGUCUCAGGCCCUUUGGGGACCCCAGUAACCUCAACAAGCACAUUCGCCUUCACGCUGAGGGCAACACACCUUACCGCUGUGAGCACUGUGGCAAGGUGCUGGUAAGAAGAAGGGACCUGGAAAGACACGUCAAAUCAAGGCACCCUGGCCAAAGUUUGACCACCAAGGAAGACCUACACACUGACCCUUCCUAUCCCCAAGCAGACACCAAGAGUGAGGACAAUGACAGUGAUGUGGACGUAUGUUUUACUGAUGAGCAGAGUGACCAAGAGACUGGGGCAAGCAAGGAGCACUGAGCCACUAAUAGCACAACUUUAUAUCAUUAUAUCUAAUUAUAUAAAUAUAUGUAUUAUACGUUUAUAAAGGAUGUAUCUAUUUAUGUGCUUCUACACAGCAAAAUAAUCCUCUGGACUAAAUGACUGGUUAUUGGGAAAGCGGGACUUGUUGAGGACUGUGUUUGGGAGGGUGGAAGACACUACAAGUACUUAUGAAAGGUUUUCCACUCCAUAAGAAGCUGUGAUUCCUAUCUGGUUUACACUUUACAGUGCUAAUGAGCAGGGAGGAGAGGACACAUCCUGGGACAAGGUUCUAGCAAAGGUGCUGACCAGGAUGACUUUGUCCCCCCCUCCUCAGUCCUAUUAUAUAGGGCACUAGUUCCCAACCUCAGUGCUCAAAUACCCCUAUCAGGUACUGUUUUCAGGAUUUUCUUAGUCA
Molecule: messenger RNA, 2367 nt
Organism: Rana temporaria (common frog)
Lineage: Eukaryota; Metazoa; Chordata; Amphibia; Anura; Ranidae
Gene: PRDM13
Product: PR/SET domain 13
Exons: 4
Coding region: 75-1949 (624 amino acids)
Cellular component (GO): nucleus
Molecular function (GO): protein binding
Source: RefSeq, a predicted model, not a curated record